Molecule: messenger RNA, 1595 nt
Organism: Coprinopsis cinerea okayama7#130
Lineage: Eukaryota; Fungi; Basidiomycota; Agaricomycetes; Agaricales; Psathyrellaceae
Product: NAD+ diphosphatase
Exons: 7
Coding region: 72-1505 (477 amino acids)
Biological process (GO): NADP+ catabolic process; NAD+ catabolic process
Cellular component (GO): cytosol
Molecular function (GO): NADH pyrophosphatase activity
Source: RefSeq, a predicted model, not a curated record
GUUCUCCUCGUUUGGGGAGACUGAAGCCGAUUCUUUCUGGUUCCCGUCCGUCCUUGAAGUCGCCAUAACCGAUGUCCGAAACUGUCACGAAUCUGUAUGGUGGAUCACCACUGAAUCGACUGUCUUGGUUGAGGCAAUCCCAAGCCUUCCUCAACCGAGUUAUCGUCCUCCCCGAAACUCGAUUCCUGCUCUUCAACAACGGCCAGCCUCUAUCAGUCACCUCCAAAGACUCCCCAAAACCAUCCCUAUUCGUGAACACGAACGACAUCAAAGUUCUCCUAGGUCCCGAACCGUACUUUGGACAGGGCCAGAAUCCAGGGGAGCCUUGUACAGGAGACGACGACGACUCGGAUGAGCAUUCGGGACGCCAUUCACCAACCAAAGCGUGCAGACACCUCCACGCUCGCAUCGUAUUCUUGGGUAUCGACGAAGGACAGGCUGGCGGAAACGGGGCACCGUACUCGGCCCUCCCACUCGCUGAAUUCAAGGACCCCGAUGUAGCCUUCCAGAAACUCAAGGGGACACCCUACUUUGCUAUGGACGUCGCAGAACUAGGCUACUCCGAGGACGAACUUCGCUCCAUUUUCGAAUCAAGCUUGUCGAAAGACGGGAGGACGUUCACAUGGGCCGAACCAAGGUCGUUGAUGACCUCUCUGGGCCACUUUGAAGCAGCAGUGUUUGCAUCUGCGAGGAGCCUGGUGGAUUGGAACUUUAGGAACAAGUUUUGUCCAGGAUGCGGAUCGCCGACAUACUCGAUGUGGGGAGGCUGGAAGGUCGCAUGUAGCACCUUGCUGCCUUGGGCAGAUAACAAGGGGAAGUCGGCUUGUCCCUCUGGUAAGGGUCUGCAAAACUAUACUCAUCCAAGGACGGACGCCGUCGUCAUCAUGAUCGCCAUUGACGAAACCGGCGACAAGGUUCUCCUCGGUCGAGGGAGGCGUUUCCCUGGCAAGUUUUACUCGGCUCUCGCAGGAUUUAUCGAACCCGGUGAAUCAUUCGAAGAUGCUGUGCAGAGGGAGAUGUGGGAGGAGGCUGGUGUACGCGUCUGGAAUGUGCGGUAUCACUCCGGCCAGCCAUGGCCCUACCCUGCCAACCUGAUGGUCGGGUUCUAUGCAAGAGCAGACUCGUCCAAACCGAUCCGUGUUGAUCUCGACAACGAACUCGCCGACGCUAGAUGGUUUACCAAAGACGAAGUUCGCGCAGUUCUGAAUCACCGCACUGGGACAACUUUCGGCAAAUCGGACUACAAACGUAUGAACGAAAUCGUUGAGGGCAAGAAGCUGGAGGACAGGUCGGCCUCGGAUUCCUCGAACGCUGCCGCUCGGGCAUUCACCCCUUCCGAGGACGGAAAGGCCGCAGCAAACGGCCAGCAACCACCCAAAGAUAGUGAACCACCAUUUAGGCUUCCUCCCUCGUCUGCUAUUGCUGGUGUGCUCAUUCGGGAUUGGGUCGAGGGGAAGAUUGGGUUCUUUGACCAACAGCCGUCUGCGCGUUCCCCCAAUCUCUGAUGUCCUCUCCAGGGACAAGCUCGGGUGUAGGAAGUUAUAGCGCUUUUAGUCCACAGAAUGAUAGUAUCAACCCAGUUAUCGCCCGCAAAA